Molecule: messenger RNA, 5731 nt
Organism: Caretta caretta (loggerhead turtle)
Lineage: Eukaryota; Metazoa; Chordata; Testudines; Cheloniidae
Gene: PLCB4
Product: phospholipase C beta 4
Biological process (GO): phosphatidylinositol-mediated signaling; release of sequestered calcium ion into cytosol; lipid catabolic process
Molecular function (GO): phosphatidylinositol-4,5-bisphosphate phospholipase C activity; calcium ion binding
Source: RefSeq, a predicted model, not a curated record
CCUGGAGCAGCGGGGGGAGGCCCGGGGAGGGGGAGGGGGUGCAAAAGAAGGAGCCACGGGGCGCGGAAGCCACCCGCCCGCCCCCUUCGCGGCUCAGCCCCAGCACAUCCUGCGCACAGGGGGCGGGCUGGCCGGGGCUGCUGCCCUCCUCCUCCUCCUCCUCCGGAACCCUCCCGGCUGCAGCUGAUGGAUCAGCAGACAGUGACAAAAUCCGGCCGGAUAGACCUGACCUGAAGAUUUCAUACACAGAAUAGCUUCAGAGUUUUUUAAAAAAGGGGAAAGCAGCAAUUUCUCUACCAUGGAAACCUCUACAAAGUGAUCGUUGGUUUACAAAGAAGGAAGACUUUCCCAGCACAUCUGUCUAAUCUGUCCAGCUGUUUAGCCAGCCAAUCGAGAGCUACUUGGGUUUUUCACACAUAAUCAUGGCAAAACCGUAUGAAUUUAACUGGCAGAAGUCAGUCCCUUCCUUUAUGCAAGAUGGAGCUGUGUUUGACAGAUACGAAGAGGAGUCCUUUGUCUUUGAACCAAACUGUCUCUUUCAAGUGGAUGAAUUUGGUUUUUUCCUAAGGUGGAAAAGUGAAGGAAAGGAAGGACAGGUAUUAGAAUGCUCCCUGAUCAACAGUAUUCGUCUUGGAGCUGUACCAAAGGAUCCCAAAAUACUAGCUGUUCUUGAGACUGUGGGAAAAGCAGAAACUGAGCUGGAAGGGCGGAUAGUGUGUGUCUGCAGUGGCACAGAUCUGGUGAACAUCAGCUUCACGUACAUGGUAGCAGAAAAUGCAGAAGUAGCUAAGCAAUGGGGAGAAGGACUUGGAUCCAUCAUACAUAACUUUAGAGCGAACAACGUCAGUCCAAUGACAUGCCUCAAGAAACACUGGAUGAAGCUGGCGUUUCUGACAAACACAAAUGGCAAAAUUCCCGUUAGGAGUAUUACCAGAACCUUUGCAUCAGGUAAAACAGAAAAGGUGAUCUUUCAGGCACUUAAGGAACUAGGGCUUCCCAGUGGAAAGAAUGAUGAAAUUGAGCCUCCCGCUUUUACUUAUGAGAAAUUUUAUGAACUAACCCAAAAAAUAUGUCCUCGUACGGACAUAGAGGAACUCUUUAGGAAGAUCAAUGGAGACAAAACUGAUUAUUUAACGGUAGACCAAUUAGUGAGCUUUCUAAAUGAACAUCAACGAGAUCCUCGUCUGAAUGAAAUUUUAUUCCCAUUCUAUGAUUCAAAAAGAGCAAUGCAGAUAAUUGAAACAUAUGAGCCAGAUGAAGAUUUGAAGAAUAAAGGUCUCAUAUCAAGUGAUGGAUUCUGCAGAUAUUUGAUGUCAGAUGAAAAUGCCCCAGUCUUCCUUGACCGUUUGGAAUUAUACCAGGAAAUGGACCAUUCUUUGGCUCACUACUUCAUCAGCUCCUCCCACAAUACCUAUCUAACAGGCAGGCAGUUUGGCGGGAAGUCUUCUGUAGAGAUGUACAGACAAGUGCUUUUGGCUGGUUGCAGAUGUGUUGAACUGGAUUGUUGGGAUGGAAAAGGUGAAGACCAAGAACCAAUAAUAACACAUGGGAAAGCAAUGUGUACAGAUAUUCUUUUCAAGGAUGUCAUUCAAGCCAUUAAGGAAACUGCAUUUGUUACAUCUGAGUAUCCUGUUAUUCUUUCCUUUGAAAAUCACUGCAGCAAAUACCAACAGUACAAGAUGUCAAAAUACUGUGAAGAUUAUUUUGGCGAUCUCCUUUUGAAGCAACCUCUAGAAACACAUCCACUUGAACCAGGAAGACCCUUACCGUCCCCGAAUGAUCUCAAAAGAAAGAUACUCAUAAAAAACAAAAGGCUGAAACCUGAAGUGGAAAAAAAACAGCUUGAGGCAUUGAAAAGUAUGAUGGAGGCUGGCGAAACAGCUGCUCCUGUCAAUAUUCUAGAAGAUGACAAUGAAGAAGAAAUAGAAAGUGCUGAUCAAGAAGAAGAAGCCCAUCCAGAAUUAAAAUUUGGAACUGAGCUUUCUGCAGAUGACUUGAGUCAAAAAGAAGCGGUUGCCAAUAGCGUCAAAAAGGCUUUGGAAGAUUCUGAACAAGAAAACAAUAAAAAGGGCAUAGUAACUGUUGAAGAUGAACAAGCAUGGAUGGCAUCUUACAAAUAUGUGGGUGCGACAACCAAUAUACAUCCAUAUUUAUCAACCAUGAUCAACUAUGCUCAGCCCGUAAAGUUUCAAGGUUUCCAUGUAGCAGAAGGUAACAUACAAGAACGCAAUAUUCAUUACAAUAUGUCCUCUUUUAAUGAAUCAGUUGGACUAGGGUAUUUGAAGACGCAUGCAAUUGAAUUUGUGAAUUAUAAUAAACGACAAAUGAGUCGGAUAUACCCCAAGGGAGGCCGAGUGGAUUCCAGUAAUUACAUGCCUCAAAUUUUCUGGAACGCUGGCUGCCAGAUGGUCUCACUGAACUUUCAGACCCCAGAUUUAGCAAUGCAAUUGAAUCAGGGAAAAUUUGAAUAUAAUGGAUCGUGCGGGUAUCUCCUUAAACCAGAUUUCAUGCGACGACCAGAUCGAACAUUUGACCCUUUCUCUGAAACGCCAGUAGAUGGUGUUAUUGCGGCAACUUGUUCAGUACAGGUAAUAUCUGGUCAGUUCUUAUCAGAUAAAAAAAUUGGUACGUAUGUAGAAGUGGAUAUGUACGGGUUACCUACGGACACGAUACGUAAAGAGUUUCGAACCCGCAUGGUGAUGAACAAUGGCCUGAACCCUGUUUACAAUGAAGAAUCAUUUGUAUUUCGAAAGGUUAUUCUACCUGAUCUCGCUGUUCUGAGAAUAGCAGUGUAUGAUGACAACAACAAGCUGAUCGGUCAGAGGAUCCUGCCUCUUGAUGGCCUUCAGGCAGGCUACAGACACAUUUCCCUUCGAAAUGAAGGCAACAAACCACUAUCUCUGCCCACAGUUUUCUGCAACAUUGUGCUCAAAACAUAUGUGCCUGAUGGUUUUGGAGAUAUUGUGGAUGCUUUGUCAGACCCAAAGAAAUUUUUAUCUGUCAUGGAAAAAAGAGCAGACCAGAUGAGAGCUAUGGGUAUUGAAACUAGUGAUAUAGCUGAUGUACCAAAUGACACUUCAAAGAAUGAUAAGAAAGGAAAAGCUAAUAAUGCCAAAGCAAGUGUGACUCCUCAGAGUAGCUCUGAACUUAGACCGAGUACCACUUCCGGCCUUGGACCUGGGAUGGAAACUAAGAAAGGUAUAGAACUUAUUCCUCAAGUGAAGAUAGAAGAUUUAAAGCAAAUGAAGGCUUACAUAAAGUAUUUAAAGAAACAACAGAAAGAGCUGAAUGCUUUAAAGAAGAAGCAUGCCAAGGAGCACAGCACUAUGCAGAAGUUGCACUGCACACAAGUUGACAAAAUAGUGGCACAGUAUGAUAAAGAAAAGUUAUCUUAUGAGAAAAUGUUAGAGAAGGCAAUCAAGAAGAAAGGAGGAAGUAAUUGUCUUGAAAUGAAGAAAGAAACUGAAAUUAAAAUUCAGGCUUUAACAUCCGAUCACAAAUCUAAGGUAAAAGAAAUUGUAGCGCAGCACACUAAAGAGUGGUCAGAGAUGAUCAACACCCACAGUGCCGAAGAGCAAGAAAUCCGUGAUUUACAUCUGAGCCAGCAGUGUGAGCUCCUGAAAACCCUGCUGGUUAAUGCUCAUGAGCAACAAACCCAACAGCUAAAGUUUUCUCAUGACAGGGAAAGCAAGGAAAUGCGUGCCAACCAGGCUAAAAUUUCUAUGGAAAACAGCAAAGCCAUAAGCCAGGAUAAAUCUAUCAAAAAUAAGGCUGAAAGGGAGAGGCGAGUAAGAGAACUAAACAGCAGCAACACUAAAAAGUUUCUGGAAGAGAGAAAAAGGCUAGCAAUGAAGCAGUCGAAGGAAAUGGAUCAGCUGAGAAAAAUUCAGCUUGAGCAUCUAGAAGUCUUGGAGAAGCAGAAUGAGCAGCUUUUGAAAUCCUGUCAUGCAGUGUCUCAAACACAAGGCAAAGGAGAUGCAGCAGAUGGUGAAGCUGGAAGCAGAGAUGGACCGCAGGCCAGCAACAGUAGUCUAAAACUACAGCAUGCAAACUGAAGCCAGGAAAGCCAGUAUCCGUAAAAUUCCAACCAUCAUUGCUGAGGAGGGAAAGUGGGCUUUUUUGCUCUUUUCCAUUCUGUUUCAACCAACUGUAGACACAGACCACCACGUCUUAAGGUUUUGCAUAUUCCUUUUGAGUACUGAAAUUCCCUUAUUGAGCAAAACACUAUUAAAAAGAGGCACAUAACAUCUUAAAGCCCAGUCCUGUACUCCCUGCUCAGGAAACCUUCCAUUCAUCUCAAGGGGUGUUUUUUCCUGUGUCAGGAUUGUAGGCUCAGGGCCUUAAAAUACAGCACCAUGUUUCUUUUAUUUUAACAUAAGCUCAGAUGGGAACACAAUCAUAAUCAAAACAACAUGCUAUUUACCAUUUUUAUUCUCAUGCUUGGUAUGUAAUUGGUUUAGCCCCAAUCCUGCAAGAUGCUGUGAGGUAGGAGGCACUCAGCAACUCCUGCCAUCAAGCCUUUUACAUGGAUCUGCUACUAAAUAAUAAUUUAAAAAAUCAUCCGCUUCAUCUGACAGAUGUCUCUUUUGGUGAUUUUCUUCCUAUUGCGCACACAUUUUUGAGCUGCAGAGAAUGCAUAUAUUGGAAAGUACAAAUAUCUGUAAACUCAUCAGCAGAAUUAAUACACUGGGAUAACAGUGAUUUUGCAAGAUAUUUCCACAUUAAAAUGUCUUCAACAAGUGCCAUAUCAACUUUAUCAUUCCUGAAAGAAACAGACAUCCUGUAAAAGUUCUUGAAAUGGUAAACAUAGUAGAAAUACAUUGUUCUGUGCCAAAACUAAUCAGUGCUCUAAGGUUAAAGGAAUUAUGUGUUAGGCACUUUAAGAAAAGUUUACAUCAUCCAUUGCUUGUAUAGAAAUUGCAUUUUGAUCUUGUUGCUGCAGAUCCCAGAUAUUAUAGUUCAUUGUAUCUUAAAGAUUGUUAAAUGACUAUUGGCAAAAAGUUUGUAACUGUGAAAAUGUAAAAAGUAUUUAUACACUUCAAAUCACAAUAUUGUAGAAAAUCACCUAAAUGUUGCCACGUGACAAAAUUAGUAAACUGAAUUACUAGAAAUAUGUCUGCAUGUGAUACAAUCACCAGUUAUGACUUUAAUGCCAACCGUAUGACCACAGUCAUUCUAUUAGUCAAUAAAUACAGAUUAAACGUAUGUCACCAAAUAUUAUUUGAUUAAUUCUGAAGACUUUUAGCAUAACAAGACCUAUAUAUAUAUAUAUGUAUAUGAAUUAUGUGGGCAUUCUUGAUACUUCAAGUUCUAGUUAAAAGAAAAGUACAUAACUAAUUUAAUUUUACACAAAAAUAUUUAUGCAGAUUUUCAGAAUUUCAUAUCAGGAAUAACCUUUUUAUGUCUGUUAGAUAUGAAAACAAUUUGCUACAGUGUUAAUUUGCAUGUUCUUAAAGCCUACUGUAGUUAUACUGCAGAACAAUGCAUGUAAGCAUUCUGCUUGGAGUUUGCCCAUGCUGCCAAUACAAAGGAGACUGCAUGGAAAACUGGUAGUUUAGAACAAAUCAGAUUACUGAUUUCAUUAUACUAAGCACCAAUUAAGUUGUUGUAUAUGCUUGUACAAACCAAUUCUACAUAUUCCUAUAAACAAAUUAAAUGAAGAGAGAUUGUUAUGGUCAGUUCUGAGAUGAAACUUUCAACUUCUCUAAUAAAAACGUAAAAAUAAAUACAA